This is a messenger RNA of Lachnellula hyalina, 378 nucleotides long. RefSeq lists its product as uncharacterized. The transcript has 5 exons. The record is from RefSeq and is a predicted model, not a curated record. Lineage: Eukaryota; Fungi; Ascomycota; Leotiomycetes; Helotiales; Lachnaceae. The coding region runs from base 1 to 378 and encodes 125 amino acids.
AUGUCUAAGAACCGGCUACUUAUAAUUCUUAAGGAUUUAGCCUUUCCCGAUUCGGUUAUUAACACAGGCGAACGCGCUAAGCUAGCGCCCCUUAUACUCCUAGAUGGGACUAUAAUAGUUAAGUGGCUUGGCAUUCACUUUAAUGCUCUAUUACAAUUUAAGGAGCAUAUCACUAUCCGCACUACUAAGGCUAAGUCUGCAUUCGGAUUGGCGAGGCUAACACUACGCAAAAUCCUAGGCACUUUUCGGACUAGUCUAAUUCAGGCCAUAGAAGUCAAAGCUAGCCUCCCACCGCCCGUAAUACGACUAGAUACAGCCACUUGCAAAUACGCUUUUCAGCUAGCUAAGCUAAGUCUAGACCACCUAGUAAAUCGCUAA